Messenger RNA from Ipomoea triloba (trilobed morning glory), 1508 nucleotides. RefSeq lists its product as uncharacterized. Lineage: Eukaryota; Viridiplantae; Streptophyta; Magnoliopsida; Solanales; Convolvulaceae. The record is from RefSeq and is a predicted model, not a curated record. The transcript has a single exon. The coding region runs from base 182 to 1066 and encodes 294 amino acids.
ACACUUAUUCGCUCCUCCUUCUCUUCAUCGCCCUUAUAUACACCUUGGCAGCUUAUGAGCUCUCAGUAAGCUGCUGCUUAUCAUAUAAUAUAUAAUAGAAAUCGUUUUGGGAAGGGUACAUUCUUUCUUUCUUCUACGAAUAUAUAUAUAUAUAAAUUUGCAGAAAGAAAUCAAGGGAAUAAUGGUGGGUUUUGGAAGGAUGAAGAAAGUGACAGACCCGCUUGAUGAUAGGGUUAAGGCCCGGAUUGUGGGUCGUGAUCCGGGUGAACCCGGUUAUUUUAGCAGUGGGAGCGAGCAUAGUGGUGAUGGUUAUGGUGAGGAAUCCUCGCCGAGUUUUUCGGAUCUUCUGUUUAGUUUCGCUGACGUGGAUGGGGGCGAUGGGUUGCCGGAGAGCGGGUCGGAUGAGGAGGGGGAUUUGGAGACGGGUCAGGCGGUUGAGGAUGCGGUUGGGGCGAUGAUGAUGAGUAACGACUCGGAUUUGUUCCGUCAGGUUCUCGCCGUUAACGUUUCGAAGGCGGUUGAAAUGUACGCGUGUUUGAAUUCGAGCAAGCAGAUUCUGCGGCGGCGCGUGAUGGGGUUUCUGAGGGGGUUAGGGUACAAUGCGGCGGUUUGCAAGACGAAAUGGGAGGGUUCCGGCGGGUUAACCGCCGGAAACCACGAGUUCAUCGACGUUAUCCGCCCCGACGCCGCCCGAUACCUAAUCGACCUCGAUUUCGCGGCGGAGUUCCAGAUCGCCCGACCUACAAAGCACUACGAGCGCCUCGUGCAGUCAAUGCCGAGAAUCUUCGUCGGAAAAUCCGAACAGUUAAAGCAGAUUCUCAAGGCCGUUAGCGACGGCGCGAGGCGGUCGUUGAAGAGCCGAGGGCUCCAUAUUCCUCCCUGGAGAAAACACCGUUUCAUGCUAAACAAAUGGGUCGGAUCUUACAAACGGACCACAAAUCCCCUCCCCUCCGGCAACCCGCCGCCGCUCCUCCCACCGUCAUUAGGUAUCAAGUGCCGAUCCAUCGGCUUCGACGCCGCCGUUAACGGCCGUCUACUCUACCCCGCGGUAACCCGUACAAGAUAACGCCCUCACGGCCAGAUGUCUCAAUUAAAAUUUUUUAUUAUUAACGCCGUCGCUUUGUGCCCUCCGAUCGUUAAAAUUUUUUCCAUGUAAAUAUAUUUACUACAAGCGUUAUCCAGUUUCGAUGUACGCGGCAAAUGCACGUUGUCCCUCAAACACCCGUGAUUUUAUAACCGUGGAUCGUUAUUGGCAUCUAAAAUCUAACGGCCGUCAGUUACCAACAACACGACCACAUGAAGUACAUUAAAAUUAUCGAACCUCAAAACAAUUAUUAAAUCGUAACGAAAAACCUAAACGCCACUUUCAAUGGUGAAACGUUGCAGCGGGGAGAAACAGUCCAAUUGUGGGGCGAGGAAUCGGUUCCACUUUGUGUUUGUCCCCAGAAGAAGAUAAGAGAUUAGGGGUGACGCGGCGAUCAGUGAUGUGACGUUUAAUAAAAUAUAAA